This is a messenger RNA of Durusdinium trenchii, 1735 nucleotides long. NCBI's taxonomy places the organism in Eukaryota, Dinophyceae, Suessiales, Symbiodiniaceae. The record is from the annotation of a GenBank genome assembly.
AGUAUGGCCCAAGGGCAGACAGACCAGCGCAAUGUCAAUUCUUUAGCUUUCCCGCCAUGCCACAGGGAGUAGAGCCCCCCAAGCUGGGCCAGAUUGCACCGAAGUUGGCCCGCAGGAGGUCAACUGUGAAUGAUCUCAGUGGCACUUCCAGCCUGUCGCAGAUUUACGCCUCUAUGUUUCUUCUUUUUGUGCCUACCUUGGUGGCGCGCUUGGCAUGGAUUGGCAUGAAAACCACUGACACGGCUCUCUUGGGGCAUGCUGGGACCCAAUUUCUCACAGCAUCAUCCUUAUCCGACUUUUGGACAUCUAUGAGUGGAGUCUUUGUCAAUGACUCGUUGCUGGGGUCUCUUUGCGGACAAGCGCUUGGAGCCAAGAAUUACGACCUUGUUGGUAUUUGGCUUCAGGUUUCACUAACACUCUUCUCCUGGGUGUUGAUUCCUGUCGUCAUGCUUUGGCUCUUGACAGGGCCAGCUCUGCGAAUCCUGGUCAAUGUUGAUGCCCAAACUGCACAUGACGCCGGGUACUAUGCUAUGGUGAUGGCUUGCUGCUUACCUGCCACAAUGCUCUCAGGGAGGUUGACUAGCUUCUUCACUUCUCAAAAGAUCACGGGACCCAGUUCAAGGACAACACCACUGGCCUUGAUCCUGAACUUGGUUUUAGGCUUGCAAUUCGUUCUUGGGAUUCCUUUUUCAGGCCUGCACUUUGGCUUCUGGGCAUGUCCGAUUGUGACCAGUCUUGUGGAGUGGUUUGUGGCAGCUGUACUACUUGUGGUCUACUGUGGCUACUUCAAGUACCAUGAAAAAUGCUACGGACCGAAGCUGCAGGAGUGGAAUUAUCUCCGGGAUGUCUUUGUGGCUCCCGUUUUCACGGAUGGCUCAGGCCGCUUCGCGUACUAUGACAACAACAUCCACCCGAAAGUGUGGUCUUAUGUCCGCCUGGUGAUCCCUGCCACUUUGGCGUUGGCGUCUGACUUCUGGCGCAUGUCUGCAAUUGGCCUGCUCGCCGGAACACUGGGCGGCCGGGAGGUUGCAGUCUUCAAUGCCAGCUACCGCCUGGCAUGGAUGAAUUUGACCGUCAUUGGCUCCUUUAGUAGCGCCACUGUGACCCAGUUGGGCAUUGCUCUUGGUACGGGUGAUGGGCAUUUAUCAAGUAAGAUCAGAGAUCUCGGUAUUGGAAGCGUGGGGGCCUUUCUGUCCGUAACAACCUUUGCAACCCUAGUAUAUGUCAGGCAAUUGGCAUCCAUAUUCAGCAGUGAUCCUGAGGUCAUAGACCUGUUCGAAGAAUGCCGACAUGAGAUGGGACUCAUGAUUUUCUUCAUGUGCUUCUCAAUGCAUUUCGAAAGCCUCCUGAUUGCUUUGAAGAAGACCGAUACCGUUUUCAAGGCUGCCCUCAUUGGUUCCUGGGGGGGGCAGCUGCCUGGUGUCUUGCUGCUAUUCUACUUUUUUGGAAGGACUUUGCAGAAUGUCUACUUGGGUAUUGGCCUUGGAUAUGCUUUGCUGUUCGUCCUCUACAUGUUGCCACUACUCCGGACGGAUAUGAAGAGUGCUGCAGAAAAUGCCUUUAAAGAAAAUGAGGCCACGACGCCUUUGGCCGAUCAAUAGGCCAUGGGCCACGACCAGCUGCCUUGAAAUUGAUGUCAAAAGGCAAAGCCCUUUUGGCAAAGUACCAAGAGUAUCCGGGGAUGAUGCUGCUUGCAUUUGGAAAGUCGCUGAUGCAAGCCUUUCGCAGAGAAAAA